Messenger RNA from Girardinichthys multiradiatus, 2290 nucleotides. RefSeq names its product neurolysin (metallopeptidase M3 family) (gene nln). Gene Ontology annotation, cellular component: mitochondrial intermembrane space. Gene Ontology annotation, molecular function: metalloendopeptidase activity. The record is from RefSeq and is a predicted model, not a curated record. Bases 127 to 2244 code for a protein of 705 amino acids. The transcript has 13 exons. Gene Ontology annotation, biological process: peptide metabolic process; proteolysis. NCBI's taxonomy places the organism in Eukaryota, Metazoa, Chordata, Actinopteri, Cyprinodontiformes, Goodeidae.
CUACACAUGCGGAAAGAGCAUCGCCAUCGACAGACAGGAGCGCAGCUGCUGGGACGGCUGGGAUUGUAGUAGUGACAGUAAGACUGGAGGAAGCUGCCUUUUCUGCUAAACGCAUGAGAAUCCGGCAUGUGUGCGUUAGUUGUAGUGUGCAGAACGCUUUGCAGGUUCUCUGUACAUCGCCUGAGAAUGAAGAUCCCACAGGGGUCUGUGAUAUCGACCAGAGACUGCUCUCAGGCUGGAAAUGGCAGGAACCCACUGAGAUGGGAUCUUUGCCCAGAUGAGAUCAGGACUAUGACAGACAGCUUGAUAGCUAGAGUAAAGAAGGUCUACGAUGAUGUUGGAGCUCUGCAAAUAGAAAGUGUCUCUGUUGAAAACACACUGGAAGCCUUGGCUAAUGCUAAACUGGAUUAUGCAUCAUCGCGCCACGUACUUGACUUCCCCCAGUAUGUUUUUCCCAAUAAGGAGGUCCGAUCGGCGAGCACAGAGGCAGACAAGAAACUAUCUGAGUUUGACGUGGAGAUCAGCAUGAGGGAAGACGUGUUCAAGCGUAUAGUAGCCUUGCAGAAAAGGUUUCCAGACAAUCCCGCUUCUGAAGAAAAGAGAUUCUUAGACAGACUGGUUACAUUGGGACAGAGGAAAGGAUUGCACCUCUCCAAAGAGAUACAGCAGGAAGUAAAAAGAACCUCCAAGCUAAUCAGUGAGCUGUCCAUAGAGUUCAACAGGAAUCUGAACGAGGACAAUACAUUCCUCGUUUUUUCUGAGCAUGAACUAGGAGGGCUCACUGAUAGCUAUCUCAAUGGUCUAGAGAAGACAGCAGAGGGGAAGUAUAAGGUGACACUGGAAUAUCCCAAUUACUACCCCGUGAUGAAGAGGUGUCACAAUCCUGAGACCCGGCGGAAGAUGGAAACGGCUUUUCACAGCAGGUGCAAACAGGUGAACACGGCAAUCCUUGAACAGCUAAUCCAACACAGGGCAAAGGUGGCAGACUUACUUGGUUACAGCAGCCACGCAAACUAUGUGCUGGAGAUUAACAUGGCUAAACAUGCAAGCAAUGUGUCCGAUUUUAUAGAUGCCUUCUAUGAGAGACUAAAGCCCAUUGGAAUCAAGGAAAGAAAGUACAUCCUUGCACUGAAGAAGAGGGAGUGCUUGAUGAAGGGCUACCAGUUCGAUGGGCAGAUCAACGCCUGGGACUUGCCCUACUACAUGAACCAAGUGGAGCAGUGCAAGUUUGCUGUGAACAAGGACAAACUGAUUGAGUAUUUCCCCCUCGAGGUGGUGACAGAAGGGCUGUUUGGCAUCUACCAGGAGCUGCUGGGCCUCGCAUUCGAAGAGGUUGAGUGUGCUCAUGUUUGGCAUGAAGAUGUCAAACUUUACUCAGCCCGCGACACUGAGACGGGGGAGGAAAUUGGACAAUUCUACCUGGACUUGCAUCCAAGGGAAGGGAAAUAUGGCCACGCUGCUUGCUUCGGCCUCCUGCCGGGCUGCAAAGGACCUGAUGGGAAGCGCAGGCUUCCAGUGGCUGUUAUGGUGGCUAACUUUACAAGGCCCAGAAAAGGCUGGCCCUCUCUCCUCCAACACCAUGAAGUGGAGACAUAUUUUCAUGAGUUUGGUCAUGUGAUGCAUGAGCUCUGCUCUAAGACCACCUUUUCAGAAUUCAGUGGUACUCUGGUGGAAACGGACUUUGUGGAAGUGCCAUCCCAGAUGCUUGAGAACUGGGUUUGGGAAAAGGAGCCUCUAAGAAGGAUGUCUGGCCACUACAAGGAUGGGACGCCAGUCCCGGAUGAUUUGCUGGACAAACUGAUUGCGUCCAGGGUAGCAAACACGGGUCUAAUGAACCUGCGACAGGUUGUCCUCAGUAGAGUGGACCAGUACCUUCACUCCUGCCCAAGUGCAGAUACAGCUGAGGUGUUUGCACAGCACUGCCAGGACAUUCUUGGUGUUCCUGCUACACCUGGCACCAAUAUGACAGCCAGUUUCAGCCACUUGGCUGGAGGAUACGAUGGUCAGUACUACAGCUAUCUGUGGAGUGAAGUCUACUCAAUGGACAUUUUUUUCAGUCGUUUUAAAAAGGAAGGCAUUAUGAACCCAAAGGUUGGGAAAGAGUACAGAAGGGUGAUUCUGGAAGCCGGAGGCUCUGUGGACGGGAUGGACAUGCUGAAGAGCUUCCUCAGACGUGAGCCACACCAGGAUGCUUUCUUUCAGUGCAAAGGACUGACUACAGCUCAAGAAACAAAAACUGCAUAAAAAUGUGUCAUUUUUAUUAUGUAAUAAAAAUAUAUGCUUAAUUUUA